This is a messenger RNA of Closterium sp. NIES-65, 888 nucleotides long. Lineage: Eukaryota; Viridiplantae; Streptophyta; Zygnematophyceae; Desmidiales; Closteriaceae. The record is from the annotation of a GenBank genome assembly.
AUGGGUGAAGGCCGACGAGGUGGAGAGACUGUUGGGGGUCUGGGUGACGCCGGUCGGUUGCUGCGCGCCCACCUGGGAGAAGGCAUUCGCACGGAUAAAGGAGAAACUGAGGCAGUGGGAGGUGCAACACCUGACGACCAGGACAAAGCCUUCAUUAUGUGGAGCAAGGAGUUGCUGUACAUGGCUAGAGAGGAUGGGGGUAUGGGGGUGUGCGAUCCGGAGAUAGCCCUCACCUGUCUCACGGCGAGGCGUAUCGGCUUACUCCUCACCGAGACAAACGAGCUGAAACGGGACAUUAUGCUCAAGGCUGCUGACUUGCCGCUGGGGCUGGACACAUUUGUUUCUCAUGUCAAGCUCCUGAAGUGCUGGAGUGGGAAGAGUGAGCGAUGGAAGCUGGCUUGUGGCAACUUCAUACAAUCGCCGCUGGCCGACACAUCACCUGCACUGUCAUGGGCGGAGGCAGAGAAGGAGAGGAUCGAUUUCAACCGACAUAUUUUGCUAAACGGGAGGACUCUGGUGGGAGGGCAGAAGGCGGCGGAGAAGCUCUGGGAGGUCCGGCUUAGCGACUUGCUAAGCCCGGACGGUGCGGGGGGCCGGCGGCCUAAGGACGUAAAGCUCCUGGCGAAGGAGCUAGGCGGUACCAAACAAGCGAAGCUGGCGCUGCGGGCCUGGGAUGCAGUGCCGCAGAACUGGAAGCUGCUCCUUCUGCCUGCCGAGCAACAGGAGGGGGACGUUUUGGCUCCGAGGGCUCCCCUCCAGAGAACCCUCGUGCUCAGCGGUGGGCAGCUGACGUCGCUGAGGGAGCUGAAGGGAUGCUGGCAACAGAAGAAACAUCAGUCCGCAAAGAGAGAGCUGUGGGCGGGCAGAUGGGGAGGAGAAAUUAACUAG